Molecule: messenger RNA, 709 nt
Organism: Sphaeroforma arctica JP610
Lineage: Eukaryota; Ichthyosporea; Ichthyophonida
Exons: 4
Coding region: 254-643 (129 amino acids)
Biological process (GO): mitochondrial electron transport, cytochrome c to oxygen
Source: RefSeq, a predicted model, not a curated record
CACGGAGAUAAAUAGAUGUAUGUACUGCUUCGUAUUACAGACCUAUUUAUAAAUACCCCAAGUCCAUUGUCCCCAUUCCCAGAUAGCUUUUUUUUAUACACCCACAGUUUUAUUAAAAAUAGUCGUCGGUGUCCCUUUCCCGAAAUAUUCAACCACUCACCACCCUCAUUGUAUUUGAAUACAUACCAUUUGUUUUCAGUAACGCGACAAGAACAUUUUCUGUUUAUCCACGCAAUAUCGUUCCACUUAGAAAAUGGCGUUUCACUACGGUAGCUUCGGUAAGGGUGCUGGCCCCAGUGCUCUGGACGCGUGUAUGGGAAUAGAGAAGAAGGUGCCGCAUAUCAUCUUCCCUGGUGGCGAAACAUCGACUGAUAAGCCUGCAACUCCCCGAGCUCCUGUGCGUGGUGCCAGUGCACCUGCUAAGAAUAGUGGCUUCUUUGCCUUCCUCGUGAACCGACCAAAUCGAAUGCCUGAAAUGCAGCAACUCUUUCUGAAGGAUAUGGGAGCGAAGGCUGUCCACCGCAUGGGACCCCGCGACAGACAGAUCAACUUGCUGUGUGGAUUCUUGUCCGUCGUGGGAACGGUGGCUGUUGUAUAUCAGAUGGGUAGUAUGUCUCUUGGCAUCAACAAGAAGGGUAAAUAAAUUAUGUGUACACACGUAUGCAUACAUCCAUACACAAUUUCAAACUAAAAUGUAUACAUUGACUCG